Fulvia fulva is the source of this 1011-nucleotide messenger RNA. RefSeq names its product Ureidoacrylate amidohydrolase RutB. Lineage: Eukaryota; Fungi; Ascomycota; Dothideomycetes; Mycosphaerellales; Mycosphaerellaceae. The coding region runs from base 1 to 1011 and encodes 336 amino acids. The record is from RefSeq and is a predicted model, not a curated record. The transcript has a single exon.
AUGGCUACAAAUGGUAGCCCUGACCACCACCGCGCCGUUAUCGGGAACCCUGACACCUUUUGGCUCUACUCCUCAAACACCGGCUUCGACCUCACACAUCCUCCCAAGCCUAAUUCUCCACCCAUCAAGCCCAGCGUCACGAUAUCGACCACAACCUCUCCCAUCACUAUCGACCCUGCCAAAUCCGCCUUGGUGAUCAUCGACAUGCAGAACUUCUUCCUCUCGCCCGCGUUAGGCAAGGCCCGAGGUCCCGGUCACGAUGCUCUCGACCAACUCGUGGAACAUGCCAUUCCAUCGUGUCGAAAAGCUGGGAUUCGAGUGGUGUGGGUGAACUGGGGGCUUACGGAACAGGAAGUGGAGGAGAUGCCGCCGGCUGUGAAGAGGGCGUUCGGGUUUGAAGCUGUCGUUGAGGGCGAGGGGUGGGAGGAUGACGAGGCGGUGUUUGUGAGUCGAAAGGGAGUGUUCGCAGUGAAUAAACAUGGACAACCGCAGAAUCAGGGUGGAGAUCUCGUGGGCGGUGGGGCGAAGGGGCAGAAGAAGCUGUAUAAAGGCAUCGGGAGUGAUAUGGGGACUGUCAAGAAUUUCGAGACAGGGAAGGAGAUUCAUGUGGGAAGAAUGUUGAUGCGAGAUCAGUGGAAUACUGCUCUUUGCCCCCCACUCGAUCAAAUCUAUACCGAAGGCGCAAAGCUCACCACGAGACCUGAUGUUUGGAUCCACAAGAACCGGAUGAGUGGGAUGUGGGGAGCGCGCACAGAGUUGGAUGACUUUCUUGAGAAGGAAGGGCUGAGGACGUUGUUCUUUGCGGGCGUCAACACUGAUCAAUGUGUCAAUGGGACUUAUCAGGACGCCUUUUCGAAGGGUUACGAUUGUGUGUUGCUGAGUGAUGGGUGUGGAACUACGAGUCCGGAGUGUGCGCAGCAGGGCGUUGAGUACAAUGCGGCUAACACGUGUGGGUUCUUGCUCAGCUGUAAGCAGUUGGCAGAUGGUGUUGCAGGGAUAGAGAGGGCGUAG